AUGUCUUUCGGAUGUAGUCCGUCAGACGUGUUGAAACUCCUGGAGAUCUCGACUCGGGUAUACCUCGCUUUCAAAGAUGCCAAUGAGAAUUCGGAGGCGCAAGUCUCCGCAAUGGUGAAAGAAUUCACCACCUUUCACACCUGCUUGUUCGAGUUGGCCGAGCUGAUGAAACAAUAUGGCCAGCCCAUGCCUUUUCCCGUCAAAGACUUCGAGGCAACGCUCAAGAGAUGCGAAAAGACCCUCGACCCUUAUGCCGAUCACCUGGUUGAUAAGAAGAUGGGCGUUAAGAAGUUCAUCUUCACAAUCAGAUACAUGGGCAUGGAGAAAGAGAUUGACGGGCUAAGGAAACAAAUCACUGGCCACUACCAGGCUUUGCAUAUGUGCAUAUCGUUUCUGCAGCUCAACGCAUUGGGAUUUUCAUCUCAAAACGCACCGUUGGCGCUGCCCGCACCAGAUGAGCACCCGCUUUUCAGCGAGUGGGUGAUCUUUGAUCGCUGGCUGCAAAAUGAGGAUGAACGCAUCGCGAAAGAAGCAGCACUCGCUCGCCGGCUGUCAUCAGACGAUGCGCCCCCUGCCGUACCGAGCGACGAUGCUCAGACAGCUGCCAUACUAUAUCAUCUCCGUCGGCAAGUCGAUGACGCUAUUCUGAUCGAAGAAAACCGCGCCAAACGUAUGACUGCUGAAAAGCGUUCACACCUCUCCCCAAGUGACGCAAUGAGGCAGGAAGUCCGCAAUAUGCCCCCAGCGCCUGCGCGCACAUAUACACUGGAGACUGACCACUCGGGAAAUUUUACAGGUUUUGAAGAACAGCAAAUGGACGGUUCUGCAGCGACCAUUCGACCUAAUCUACACACGCCAUCCUACUCUCCUAAAGCUGGAAGUCCGCAUGGAGAUUCAUAUUUCGGUUCCAUAGAUUGGGCAGAGUCACCCACAGAUACUUCAACCUCGUGUAAUGCGACUCACACGCCUUCUGUUUCCACGAAUAGAAGCAGUGUGAGUUAUUCACCCGCUUCGCAACCAGUUUCCUCGGGUGCGGACUUGAGCUCUGGGGGGAGCACUCCAGACAACGCCGCGUCUUACAGUCUUCGGCGCAGCAUGUCUCGCACUUCGCUAGCCACUAUGGCUCUAGGCGAGGCAGCACUCGACUGGAAACGUAUCUGCCGAUCCGCCCAGGUCGAGCGGAGAUCAGUCAAGUACGGAGCUGAAAGCAGAGAUUGCGAUGUCCGAUGGCGAUACCGAGAAGACACUGGCAUCACGAUCCGUGCAGUGUAUCAGUCGAGUCAAGACCGUAAACUCAGAACGUGGAUCGAACAGCAUUUCCCUGCCACAGGCCCGUCGAUACCGCUCACGACUACAUAUCCAGAUGGCGCCGUCUCGAUUGACUUUCCCCGCGGCUCCUUUGGAAAAUUAGACAAGCAAUACACAGAUAUCAAGUACACGUUUUCCGGCUACGAGACAGCCGAGAAAUUCCAGACGCUUCUCUACACCAACAACGGCGCCGACGCUGCAGAACUGAAAUUCGAUCGCCCGAUCUUGUCCAUUUCGUCAGACAAGAACCCGACAGACGAGAAACUCACACUGGUCUUUUCUAAAGACGCAUCGCGAUGGACAACCGACAAGCUCUUCCCACGCCGAAAAUCCUCAAGUACCACUAGCACAGCGCCCCUCUCCCCGCCGCGUAAACGCACCGACUCCAUGGAACUACCCGACCCAACCCGCUGCGCAACAAAAGCCUCAGUCGCUUCAGACGCCUCGAUAAAAUCGUUCAAGAGCGCUCUGCGCUGCGCCGCAAAUCCCGCUCGAACACCACCCCAUCUGAAUCGCUUUGGCUACUCCGAGCUGGAAAUCAAAUUCAACAAUAAAAAGGACCGAAGGGCGUUUUUGGAUACCUGGAAGGAAUAUGUUAGGCCGUUGGGCAGGGGCGCCGUGGUAAUGUGA
Messenger RNA from Exserohilum turcica Et28A, 1938 nucleotides. RefSeq lists its product as uncharacterized. NCBI's taxonomy places the organism in Eukaryota, Fungi, Ascomycota, Dothideomycetes, Pleosporales, Pleosporaceae. The coding region runs from base 1 to 1938 and encodes 645 amino acids. The transcript has 4 exons. The record is from RefSeq and is a predicted model, not a curated record.